Messenger RNA from Ahaetulla prasina, 984 nucleotides. RefSeq names its product small nuclear ribonucleoprotein polypeptides B and B1 (gene SNRPB). NCBI's taxonomy places the organism in Eukaryota, Metazoa, Chordata, Lepidosauria, Squamata, Colubridae. Gene Ontology annotation, molecular function: RNA binding. Bases 134 to 856 code for a protein of 240 amino acids. Gene Ontology annotation, biological process: mRNA splicing, via spliceosome. The record is from RefSeq and is a predicted model, not a curated record. The transcript is spliced from 7 exons. Gene Ontology annotation, cellular component: U5 snRNP; U1 snRNP; U2 snRNP.
GCCGAGGGGUGGGAGGCCGGCAGGGCCGGAAGUUGCGCUUUCCUUCCGGUUCCGUCGGAAGCGGGUGGUCGUUGGCGGUUCGCGAGGCAGCGGGAAGCGCGACGGCCGAGGAAGUAGACGCGACGCCGCCACCAUGACGGUGGGCAAGAGCAGCAAGAUGCUGCAGCACAUCGACUACCGCAUGCGGUGCAUCCUGCAGGACGGGCGCGUCUUCAUCGGCACCUUCAAGGCCUUCGACAAGCACAUGAACCUCAUCCUCUGCGACUGCGACGAGUUCCGCAAGAUCAAGCCCAAGAACUCCAAGCAGCCCGAGCGGGAGGAGAAGCGCGUGCUGGGCCUGGUGCUGCUCCGCGGAGAGAACCUGGUCUCCAUGACCGUGGAGGGGCCGCCCCCCAAGGACACUGGGAUUGCUCGUGUGCCACUGGCUGGGGCAGCAGGAGGACCCGGUGUCGGCAGAGCGGCUGGAAGAGGAGUCCCAGCUGGAGCUCCCAUGCCCCAAGCACCUGCAGGUUUGGCCGGUCCUGUGCGUGGGGUUGGUGGACCAUCCCAACAGGUAAUGACACCUCAGAGCCGAGGGACAGUUGCUGCUGCAGCCGCUGCUGCCACUGCUAGCAUAGCGGGAGCCCCGACUCAAUAUGCACCAGGCCGUGGAGGCCCUCCCCCACCCAUGGGAAGGGGCACUCCCCCUCCAGGAAUGAUGGGGCCCCCUCCUGGUAUGAGACCACCCAUGGGCCCUCCUAUGGGGAUGCCACCAGGCCGUGGCUCACCAAUGGGGAUGCCACCGCCAGGAAUGAGGCCGCCACCACCUGGCAUGAGAGGUCCCCCUCCUCCUGGCAUGCGCCCGCCUAGGCCUUGACACCCAUACGGAACCCAGUGGGACUCGGGGCCAAUCUUGUUGAUCACAAGAUGGCAGGAGCAGGAUUAGCUGUGUAUGUGCUGUUUUUUGAUGUCAUGUUGCCCUUUCUAAUAAAACUUUGCCGUUUC